CAGGCCGUGUCGCUCGUGGCUUAUCGUGUGUUAAUUAGUUGAAAUAUUUUACAUUUUUGUUAAACGCUUUACCAUGGCUUACAAUCUAGUGAACAUUGCUAAAUCUACCUCAUCCCUGACGGGAAAUCUUGCAAAAACCGCCCUGCGCAGCAUCAGCACCACGAACACCGUGUACGAACCACGCCGGUUGCCGGAUAAAACGGGCAAAAAUGUAGUUCUGGUCGAUGGUGUCCGUACGCCUUUCCUUACUUCCGGCUCGGACUACUCGAAACUGAUGCCUCACGAACUGGCCCGCCAUUCGCUGCUGAGCCUACUCCGUAAAACGAAGGUAGACAAGGAGGUCAUCGACUAUAUCGUGUACGGUACGGUUAUCCAGGAAGUGAAAACAUCCAACAUUGCGCGCGAAGCGGCACUCAGUGCAGGAUUCAGCAACAAAACUCCGGCACACACUGUAACGAUGGCGUGCAUCAGCUCCAACCAAGCGAUCACGACCGGCAUGGGACUGAUUGCGACCGGAACGUACGAUGCCAUCGUAGCCGGCGGUGUCGAAUUCAUGUCCGACGUCCCAAUCCGCCACAGUCGCAAGAUGCGCUCCUUGAUGCUGCGUGCCAACAAAGCAAAAACGGUAGGCCAACGUCUGCAACUGCUGUCCACCAUUCGUCCGGACUUUUUCGCUCCGGAACUGCCAGCCGUGGCAGAGUUUUCGUCGGGCGAAACGAUGGGCCAUUCGGCGGAUCGGUUGGCGGCGGCAUUUAAUGCUUCCCGCCAGGAGCAGGACGAUUAUGCGCUGCGUUCGCACACCCUUGCCAAGGAAGCGCAGGAUAAGGGCUACUUCACCGAUUUGGUACCGUUCAAGGUAUCGGGAGUGGCCAAAACGAUCGAGAAAGACAAUGGUAUUCGCGUGUCGACGAAAGAAUCGCUGGCCAAGUUGAAGCCGGCCUUCGUGAAGCCUUACGGCACGGUGACGGCUGCCAAUGCAUCCUUCCUUACCGACGGUGCGUCGGCCUGUCUGGUAAUGACCGAGGAGAAAGCCAAAGCACUUGGUUUGCGGCCGAAAGCGUACCUUCGCGACUUUUUGUACGUGUCGCAAGAUCCGAUCGACCAACUGUUGCUUGGUCCGGCGUAUGGUAUUCCGAAACUGCUGAAGAAAGCUGGUCUCACCCUAAAAGACAUUGACACGUGGGAAAUUCACGAAGCUUUUGCUGGACAAAUUAUCGCCAAUCUGAAGGCACUCGAUUCCGAUUAUUUCUGCAAGAACUAUCUGGGACUGAACGAAAAGUUCGGCUCCCCCGAUAUGUCCAAGUGGAACAACUGGGGAGGAUCGCUCUCGAUCGGACAUCCGUUCGCGGCCACCGGCGUUCGUUUGUGCAUGCAUACGGCAAACCGUCUGGUGCGCGAAAAUGGUCAACUCGGCCUUAUUGCGGCUUGUGCCGCCGGUGGACAGGGUGUAGCCAUGCUGCUCGAGCGACACCCGGACGCUAACGCCGAGUAAAGGGAAAAGACACAUUUGUCCCCAAAACAAACAAAUGGUCCCUUCUCUUUCCCACCAUCGUCAGCAUCUCCUCCAUCCCUUCAGCGUAUAGUUACAACAGGAGAUAUUCAAAGCAGACGCUCGAAAGACUGAGCGAUAACCCUGUAUCCGUUAUUAUAUUUUUUGUUGAGCUCUUUGUUUUCCUACCUUUAUUUCCCCCACCUCCCCCCUAGAUUAAGACGAUUCUAGAUCCUAAGAUUUAAACGUUAGAGAACGAAAUGACGCUUUCUUUUGUACGUACUAAGAUUUAAUUAUUACGCCACUUUUAUUACUCGAACCAAUGGGGGUCAACAAGCGAAUCGAGAUGGUGCCGCAAUCUUUCUCAUGUCGCUCAGCCGCACUGGUUCCCAUAUGGUCCAAAUGGAAAAUUUAGUGCAAGUGCUCGUGGCGUGGCAGGGAGUGGGUUGCAAACGUUCGUCAAGCUUUUCGUUCAUAGUGUGUACGCAAAUUAAGUUAAAAGCAACCACUACUAAAUAGGUGCACCGGGCUAGGGGAAGCAUAUUAUGCGUCUAAUUUCUUCCUGCUUAAUACGUGCGCGUUUGUUUCUGUAAGCUUUACCGUAUAGAACAAUCAUUCAUUAUUAUGUAUAGUAAAGGUCCAAAUACACGAAAUUUUGAUACACGAUAA
Messenger RNA from Anopheles moucheti, 2158 nucleotides. It is a transcript of the gene Mtpbeta, whose product is annotated as trifunctional enzyme subunit beta, mitochondrial. The coding region runs from base 74 to 1492 and encodes 472 amino acids. The record is from RefSeq and is a predicted model, not a curated record. NCBI's taxonomy places the organism in Eukaryota, Metazoa, Arthropoda, Insecta, Diptera, Culicidae. Gene Ontology annotation, biological process: fatty acid beta-oxidation. The transcript has 5 exons. Gene Ontology annotation, molecular function: acyltransferase activity, transferring groups other than amino-acyl groups.